Molecule: messenger RNA, 5054 nt
Organism: Scleropages formosus (Asian bonytongue)
Lineage: Eukaryota; Metazoa; Chordata; Actinopteri; Osteoglossiformes; Osteoglossidae
Gene: dnm1a
Product: dynamin 1a
Exons: 22
Coding region: 1-2544 (847 amino acids)
Biological process (GO): receptor internalization; synaptic vesicle budding from presynaptic endocytic zone membrane
Cellular component (GO): microtubule; plasma membrane; synapse
Molecular function (GO): GTP binding; microtubule binding; GTPase activity
Source: RefSeq, a predicted model, not a curated record
AUGGGCAACCGGGGGAUGGAGGAUCUGAUCCCGCUGGUGAACCGGCUGCAGGACGCCUUCUCGUCCAUCGGGCAGAAUGCGAACCUGGACCUGCCGCAGAUCGCCGUGGUGGGCGGCCAGAGCGCGGGCAAGAGCUCCGUGCUCGAGAACUUCGUGGGCAAGGACUUCCUCCCCCGUGGCUCUGGCAUCGUCACCCGUCGCCCCCUGGUGCUGCAGCUCAUCAACUGCCCCACAGAGUACGCCGAGUUCCUCCAUUGCAAAGGAAAGAAGUUCACCGAAUUCGAUGAGGUGCGGCAGGAGAUCGAGGGCGAGACGGACCGUGUCACGGGGCAGAACAAGGGCAUCUCCCCUGUGCCCAUCAACCUGCGAGUGUACUCCCCCCAUGUCCUGAACCUGACCCUGGUGGACCUGCCGGGAAUGACCAAAGUGCCCGUGGGCGACCAGCCGGCCGACAUCGAGCACCAGAUCAGGGACAUGAUCAUGCAGUUUGUCACCAAGGAGAACUGCCUGCUGCUGGCCGUUUCCCCGGCCAACUCUGACCUCGCCAACUCGGACGCCCUCAAGAUUGCCAAAGAAGUGGACCCGCAAGGGGUCCGCACCAUCGGCGUGAUCACCAAACUGGACCUAAUGGACGAGGGCACGGACGCCAAGGAGAUCCUGGAGAACAAGCUGCUGCCGCUGCGCCGAGGGUACAUUGGUGUGGUGAACCGGAGUCAGAAGGACAUUGACGGCAAGAAGGACAUCUCAGCAGCCUUGGCUGCGGAGAGGAAAUUCUUCUUGUCGCACCCUGCCUACAGACACCUGGCGGAACGCAUGGGCACCGCCUACCUGCAGAAAGUGCUCAACCAGCAACUGACCAAUCACAUUCGAGACACGCUGCCCGGGCUCCGGGCCAAGCUGCAGAGCCAGCUGCUGUCCAUUGAGAAGGAGGUGGAGGAGUACAAGAACUUCCGCCCCGACGACCCGUCCCGCAAGACCAAGGCUUUGCUGCAGAUGGUGCAGCAGUUUUCCGUGGACUUUGAAAAGCGCAUCGAGGGCUCCGGUGACCAGAUCGACACCUAUGAACUAUCUGGGGGCGCCAGGAUCAACCGCAUCUUCCACGAGCGCUUCCCCUUCGAACUGGUCAAGAUGGAGUUUGAUGAGAAGGAACUCCGCAAGGAGAUCAGCUACGCCAUCAAGAACAUCCACGGCAUCAGGACGGGACUCUUCACCCCGGACAUGGCCUUUGAGACCAUUGUGAAAAGGCAGAUCGGGAAGAUUAAAGAACCAUGCCAGAAAUGUGUGGACAUGGUCAUUUCUGAGCUUGUCAGUACCGUUAGGCAGUGUACCAAAAAGCUGGCUCAGUACCCCAUGCUGAGGGAGGAGAUGGAGAGGAUUGUCACCCAGCACAUCCGUGACCGCGAGAGCCGUACAAAGGAACAGGUGAUGCUCCUCAUUGACAUAGAACUGGCCUACAUGAACACAAACCAUGAGGACUUCAUUGGCUUUGCCAACGCUCAGCAGCGGAGCAACCAGAUGAGCAAGAAGAAGGCAGCUGGCAAUCAGGAUGAGAUCAUGGUGAUCCGCAAGGGCUGGCUGACCAUCAAUAACAUCGGCAUCAUGAAGGGAGGCGCCAAGGAGUACUGGUUUGUCUUGACAGCUGAGUCCCUGUCCUGGUACAAGGACGAUGAGGAGAAGGAGAAGAAAUACAUGCUGCAGGUGGACAACUUGAAGCUGAGGGAUGUGGAGAAGGGCUUCAUGUCCAGCAAGCACAUCUUCGCCCUGUUCAACACCGAGCAAAGGAAUGUGUACAAGGACUACCGGCAGCUGGAGCUGGCCUGCGAGACGCAGGAGGAGGUGGACGGCUGGAAGGCGUCAUUUCUGCGGGCCGGCGUAUACCCAGAACGCAUCACGGAGAAGGAAAAGAAUGACACCGGGGAUGAGAAUGGCUCCGAUGGGUUCAUGCACUCCAUGGAUCCCCAGCUGGAGCGGCAGGUUGAGACCAUCCGUAACCUGGUGGACUCGUACAUGGCCAUCGUCAACAAGACCGUGCGUGAUCUCAUGCCCAAGACCAUCAUGCACCUCAUGAUCAACAAUACGAAAGAGUUCAUUAACUCGGAGCUGCUGGCCUGUUUGUACUCGUGCGGCGACCAGAACGCGCUCAUGGAGGAAUCGGCAGAGCAGGCACAGCACCGUGACGAGAUGCUACGCAUGUACCACGCCCUGCGGGAGGCGCUCAGCAUCAUUGGCGACAUAAGCACCUCGACCAUCUCCACUUCCCUGCCCCCGCCCGUCGACGACUCCUGGCUGCAGGUGCAGGGGGGUCCGUCCGGCCGCAGGUCUCCAGCGACCAGCCCCACUCCGCAGCGUAGGGCUCCACCAGGGCCUCCUGCUCGGCCUGGGUCCCGAGGCUCUGCCCCUGGUCCUCCUCCUGCUGGGGGGCCGCCGGUCCCCUCCCGUCCUGGAGCCUCCCCAGACCCCUUCGGAGGACCACCCCCGCAGGUCCCUUCUCGACCGAACCGUGCACCUCCCGGCGUACCCAGAAUUACAAUCAGUGACCAAUGAGGACUAACGCUAAGGGUAUGUCCGGUGUUGUCAUCGAGUAGCUGCCAUUUCACAUCAUCUCUCUGCAUGACCCCCACUUCCACUCAUCUCUUUAGACCCCUCUCCUAACCCCGCACUUGGACCUGCUCCCCUAGAUCUGCCCUCAAUCCCACCUUCGCGUAACACAACAAUCACAGCCCUUCACAAACACCAUGGUUCUGAUGAUGUACUAACAGGCCUGGUGUGUAUAGACCGGUUUCAAAAUGCUUGUCGAGUGGGUGAUGUUUGUGAGAAUCUAGAACCCUGAGCCAAUGCAAAUUUUUCAAGAUUACAUCACACACACACACACACACACACACACACACAGAGCCAGGUCGGGGCUCUUACUAAACACCAGUUAUUCCAGGCCACCACUUGUUUAAAUAGUCUCAUACCCUGACUCUGCUUGUGAGAAGUUGAGUGCAAGUGCAUCUUUCUGUUGAAUCCUUUACUGUCUUUAGGGAUUAGAUGAACUGCAUUUUCAACGGAUUAGGAAAACAAAGCGGAUUACAUCUGCAGGACACAUUUCUUGUCUAGUUCUAUGAAAAUUUUGAGAACUGCACUCACUAUACAGUUUGGGGGCAAAAGUUUUGGCACCCCUAGUUACAUGACAUGUCUUGUUGAUUUAGUAACUGAAAGGAAGUUAGAACUUCUGCAGAUCAGACGCACAGUCAGUGAAGUUCUGAGACUGGAUCAGGCUAUGGGUUUUGUCCCUCAGCUGGAGCACCUGGCAACUUGUCUAAGGUCCUCAGUGCAGAGGGAAACGGUGAUUGACGGCCAGUAACGAUCACUGAAAUCCACAGGAAAUGAGUCGACAAUGAGGAUGCGUUGCUAGGAGUUAGCAGUAAAGGUGACUCGCUUUGUGUAAUGGAAAAAUUACAGCUGACAUUACUGUUGUCUGUUGAACUCCAAGGGCUGCCCAGCUACCAUCAUGCAAUUCUGUAUGAAUGUGCGUGUGUGUGUCAAUGAGUCUGUGUCCUACAUACAAGUGUGAAUUUGUCCCAAGUGUGUCCUUGACAGCAUCCUGUCUUCUCUGUCUCUUUGUCUGUGUGUCUGUCCUUCUGUCUGUCUCCCCCUGCAGCCGCAGGGCCCCCUCCUCACCGACUCGACCCAACAGACCGACCGAGUCCUCCCUUUUAGACCUUUAACCCCUGGGGUCCGCUCAGGACACUGUCCCCAGGGCCAAGGCGCACCAUGGACGUAACCCUCUCCCUAACCCCACUUGGUUCCCUCUUCCUCUGCCUCCUGUGAACUGUUCCACUGCACUUACCACAACACACACACACACACGUGUCUGACAGCACAAUAAAUCCACUAAGUAAAAUAAAACAAUGAAAAACGGUAAUAAUGAUAGUAAUGGUUUUACAUAGUUGAGUGUUUUAGUCUAAGAACUACUGUUUCCUUUUCCUCCUCUUUAGGCUUAUUCAGGUCAGAGUGUUUGGAUCUUUUUUGGUAGAUGUAGACACUCGUUGUAGCUUUAUUUCCAAAUAUCCAUGUAUUGGGGGGGGGAAUCAAUAGCAAACCUACAAGCAGCUUGUAGCCUUGACACACCGGUCUGUUGUUCGUGCACACAGCCGUGCAGAUGGUGCGAGUGUGUACCAGCACUGUAGUUGUAUUGUAUUCUAUGCACGCACGUGGGCGCGCGCACACACACAUACAGGCUCGCUCUGCUCGUAGUUUUUCGUUCUGGGAAGGAAAAGAAAGAUUUAGCCUGGGUGCCCACCUCCGUUUUCUCCACCACUCCUCUAUGAUUUAGCGCCAUGGCUGUUUGCUGUUACGCUUUACUUUCUCUUUUGUUUUACUCCUGGACUGAUGUGCCUUCUUUCCACACUCUUUGGUUUUGGAGACCAGAUGCGUUAUCCACGGAGAUGGGCUGGGGAGCGGGAUAACUGCAUCUUUGAGACUCACCAUUCUCGUUUUAUCUCUCCGCUCAGAUCCUGAAAUUGUCCCUGGAAGCAGUGGCCAGGAAACGCGUUCCUCUGACCAUGGUCUCCUUGCCGUGUAAAGACAGCAGUGACCAACCCCGGUUCCCGGGGCACUGCAAUCCAGCAGCUUUUAAUGAGUACAGUUUAAUUAGAUCUUCAUGUAUACCUGGAACACCAGGUAACCUGCUAUUCGUGUUUUUACAUCAAGGAAUGAAAUAUGAUUGAAAAGCUAAAGAAUAAAGUUAUACGUUGCAGCCAGAGAAGAGCAGGGCUGGACUUGGCCGUGCAGAGAUCCAUCACUGGGCUCUGAAGGCUGUUGGAGCAGAAUGUUGGAAUUAGAAGCAUAAGCAAUAAUUGAAAACAAGAAGACCCUUGUUCACACUUAGCUCUAUGCACAGCUGGGGAAAAUGCACAUUUUCAGCAUUUUUUUGGACAUUCCAUUUCCUGGCCAGGUUGUUUCUGGGGAUUCUGCCCUAUUAUUCCUGUAUCUUAUGUUAACAUUUGCUUGUUUCUGGUUUAAAUUUUUUUUUCCCCAUCCCCCCCCCCCCACUUUUCCCCCCUUUUCCC